AGGUUCCAAGAAUUGGCACAGAUACUUCAGUUUGGCUUAACGGGCCCAUAGCUGGAAUGGGAUGGGAAAUAGAGUGCCCCGCGGGAGGAUGUUUCUUGACGUCUAAAAAAUGUCCUUCUGUGAAUAAAACAUCGAUUGAAUUCGUCUUGAGUCCAACACAGGAAUGGAGGCUCCUUGGAAGGUCUUCAAUGACGCUGUGCAUGGCCACUUUGAGCUGCACCCUGUUUGUGUCCAUGUCAUAGAUACUCCCCAGUUCCAGCGAUUACGCUACAUCAAACAACUUGGUGGAUCAUACUAUGUGUUUCCAUCAGCUGCACACAACCGUUUUGAGCAUUCUCUUGGGGUGGCGUACCUGGCUUCGGAGCUUGUCAACACUUUGCGGCGAAACCAGCCCGAGCUGAACAUCACCGACGAGGAUGCGCUGUGCGUCACGCUGGCCGGCCUUUGUCACGACCUGGGACACGGUCCCUUCUCCCACAUGUGGGAGACGUUCAUGGACGAGGUUCGGCCCGAACGCAAGUGGAAGCACGAGCAGGCGUCCGUGCAGAUGUUCCAGCACAUGGUGGAGGAGAACGACCUGAUGCCCAAGUUUAAGGCGGCCGGCCUGACCGAGCAGGACCUGAUCUUCAUCAAGGAGCAGAUCGCGGGCCCCAGCGUCUGCACCGGUCGCUACACGGGUCGCCCUGACCAGAAGACCUUCCUGUACGAGAUUAUCUCGAACAAGCGGAACGGCAUCGAUGUUGACAAAUGGGACUACUUCUGCCGCGAUUCACUUCUGCUUGGAAUCAACAUCAGCUUUGACUAUAGACGGUGCCUUCUUUACAGCAGGGUAAUAAAAGUGGAAAAUGAGGGCUUCCAGAUUUGCACUCGCGACAAGGAAGUCGGCAACAUGUACGAUCUGUUCUACACGCGCUGGGUGCUGCACCGCCGCGCGUAUCAGCAUCGCGUCGUCCGCAUCGUGGAGCGUAUGUUCCUCGACGUGCUGACGCUUGCUGACCAGCACCUGCUGCUGCCGGACUCCGCGGAGCCGGGCGCGCCCGGCGUGCGCAUGUCGCGCGCCUGCGACCGCGCCGCCGUCUACACGCACCUGACUGACCACGUGGUGCAGCUGGUGGCGCAGAGCACCGCGCCGGAGCUGGCGGCGGCGCGCCACCUGCUGCACGACAUUCAGACCCGGCGGCUCUACAAGUUCGUCUGCUCGAGCCAGCCCACGUCCACCGACGGCCGGGAGAUCGACACGGAAGCGAUCCGGAGCGGUAUGGCCAAGAUGUUGCAGCCCGGGGACGGCGUGCGACCCGAAGACCUGCUGGUCAGCGUCAUCAGCAUCUCCUACGGCAUGGGCAACCGCAACCCCAUCGACUGUGUGCGCUUCUACUCCAAGAAAAAUCCAAACACGGCGGAGGUGAUCCGCCGCACUGAGGUGUCACCAAUGCUGCCGGACAAGUUCCGGGAGACGUACGUCAUGGUGGCGUGCCGACAGCUCGAACCGGCGAAGAUCAACGCGGUGCGCGCAUGUUUCGAGCAGUGGUGCGGUGCGCACCAGUACAGCCUGCCGUCGGAUUCCCAAGAAACCGGGAGCUGUGGUUCGGUCGGAUGACCCCGGUCAAGGGCGGCGAGGACGAGACUCUGGGCGAGAUGGAGGAGGUAGGCCGGAGGCGCAGCAGCACUCUCGACCUGUGAUCGCCGCCAGCCGGCCACCGCCCUCGCGCACCACGCGGCUCGACAUGGUCUGAUGCUGCGCUUCACUUCUCUUUGCUUCGCUGGUCAGUAUUGGUUUCAGGAUAAAGACAGUUUGUGCAGCGCGAUGAGGGUGACUUUGUUGGCGAGGCACUCCCGUGCGUGGCGCUUCAGGAGUAUGUACCUGCUUUUGUUCAAGUUUGUUGGCGCUUUGGCUUGCCAUUUCCUAGGUUGUGGUUGAGACAUGAAGCGUCUCUUGAGAGGCGUUGGGCCGGUAUUUUCUUGGUGUCUAGUCGGUGCUGCUGUGCCUGGACAUGGGACAGGGGAGGGUCAUAUCUCGGCGGUGGGUUAUGUGAUGUGACCAGCUACGUCAGAAGGUGUGUCACUGAAGCAUCAGGACGCCGCAACAUUUGACAUUGAGAAACAAGCUGUUUGAAAUUAUUGGUCGGGUGCUGCCAGCCGCUGGGAUAAUGCGAGCAGUUUUCUUGUGAAUCCAAAUUUUGUUUAUCAAGCCACGACUUCAUCACGGUGCCAGAAGCGGCGUGGGGUAUUGGCGGCAUUGGCCCAACCUUGGAAUAAAGCUGGCGCUAGCCAUUUGAUAUUCCUAUGGCAAAAAUGGGUUCAACCUGUGUCUGCCCCCCCCCCCCCCCCCGCUUGAAAUGCCCAUUCCUCUGCCACUGUCUGCUAUACUUUAUUGGGAGCCCUGCAAGUGUUAUUGAGAUUGUUGUCAGUAGUCUGCUUGCGGUCCUGCUUAUGUACUGUGAUAUUGCUUACUGUGUGUAACGCUUGGGAAAGGGCGGUCCUGGAAUCGCCCGGAACAACCUGAAGCAUAUCAGUGAUUUUGUACUGAAUAAACCACGAUUACCAGUUAUAUCAUCUCUUA
Messenger RNA from Pollicipes pollicipes, 2560 nucleotides. RefSeq names its product SAM and HD domain containing deoxynucleoside triphosphate triphosphohydrolase falten (gene fal). The transcript is spliced from 11 exons. Bases 164 to 1597 code for a protein of 477 amino acids. The record is from RefSeq and is a predicted model, not a curated record. Gene Ontology annotation, molecular function: dGTPase activity. Gene Ontology annotation, biological process: dGTP catabolic process. NCBI's taxonomy places the organism in Eukaryota, Metazoa, Arthropoda, Thecostraca, Pollicipedomorpha, Pollicipedidae. Gene Ontology annotation, cellular component: nucleus.